AGUCCUUCCCGCUCGCCCGGGCCGCGCGCUGUGGGGGCCUCGCAAGAUGGCGGCCGCGGCCGGGGCGCUGAGCGCGGCGGCCGCGCCGGGCCCGGCGGACGCCAAGCGGCUGAAGCUGAGCGAGCUGCGCGUCAUCGACCUCAAGUCGGAGCUCAAGCGGCGCAACCUGGACGUGGCGGGCGUCAAGACGGUGCUCGUGGCGCGCCUCAAGCAGGCUAUUGAAGAGGAAGGAGGCGAUCCUGAUAAUAUUGAAUUAACUGUUUCGACUGAUACUCCAAACAAGAAGCCAACCAAAGGCAAAGGUAAAAAACAGGAAGCAGAUGAGUUGAGUGGAGAUGCUUCUGUGGAAGAUGAUUCUUUUGUCAAGGACUGUGAAUUGGAGAAUCAAGAGGCACAGGAACAAGAUGGAAAUGACGAGCUAAAGGAUUCUGAAGAAUUUGGUGAAAAUGAAGAAGAAAAUGUGCAUUCCAAGGAAUUACUUACUGCAGAAGAGAACAAGAGAUCUCAUGAAUUAAUAGAGGCAGAAGCAGUAGAAGAUAUAGAAAAAGAGGACAUCGAAAGUCAGGAAAUUGAAGCUCAAGAAGGUGAAGAUGAUACCUUUCUAACUGCCCAAGAUGGUGAGGAAGAAGAAAAUGAGAAAGAUAUAGCAGGUUCUGGUGAUGGUACACAAGAAGUAUCUAAACCUCUUCCUUCAGAAGGGAGCCUAGCUGAGGCUGAUCACACAGCUCAUGAAGAGAUGGAAGCUAAUGCGACUGUGAAAGAAGCUGAGGAUGACAACAUCUCGGUCACAAUCCAGGCUGAAGAUGCCAUCACUCUGGAUUUUGAUGGUGAUGACCUCCUAGAAACAGGUAAAAAUGUGAAAAUUACAGAUUCUGAAGCAAGUAAGCCAAAAGACGGGCAGACCACCAUUGCACAGAGCCCGGAGAAGGAAAGCAAGGAUUGCGAGAUGAACGUGAACCAUAAAGAUGGUAAGAAGGAAGACUGCGUGAAGGGUGACCCUGUCGAGAAGGAAGCCAGAGAAAGUUCUAAGAAAGCAGAAUCUGGAGACAAAGAAAAGGAUACUUUGAAGAAAGGGCCCUCGUCUACUGGGGCCUCUGGUCAAGCAAAGAGCUCUUCAAAGGACUCUAAAGACAGCAAGACAUCAUCCAAAGACGACAAAGGAAAUACAAAUAGUACUAGUGGUAGCAGUGGAAGCUCAACUAGAAAUAUCUGGGUUAGUGGACUUUCUUCGAAUACCAAAGCUGCUGAUUUGAAGAACCUCUUCGGCAAAUAUGGAAAGGUUUUGAGUGCAAAGGUAGUCACAAAUGCUCGGAGUCCUGGGGCCAAGUGCUAUGGCAUCGUGACUGUGUCUUCUAGCACCGAGGUGUCUAGGUGCAUUGCCCAUCUCCACCGCACUGAACUGCAUGGGCAGCUGAUAUCUGUUGAAAAAGUUAAAGGUGAUCCUUCUAAGAAAGAAUUAAAGAAGGAAAAUGAUGAAAAGAUUAGUUCAAGAGGUUCUGGAGACAAGAAAAAUACAAGUGAUAGAAGUAGCAAGAUGCAAGCAUCUAUCAAAAAAGAAGAGAAGAGGUUGUCUGAGAAAUCUGAUAAAAAAGAAAACAAGGAUGCUAAGAAAAUAGAAAAUAAAGACGAGAAGAAUGAUAAUGGAGCAAGUGGCCAAAUUUUAGAAUCGACGAAAAAAAGUGAAGACAAGAAGCGAAUAAGCUCAAAGAGUCCAGGACAUAUGGUAAUACUAGACCAAACUAAAGGAGAUCAUUGUAGACCAUCAAGAAGAGGAAGAUAUGAGAAAACUCAUGGAAGAAGUAAGGAAAAAGAGAGAGCUAGUUUAGAUAAAAAGAGGGAUAAAGACUACAGACGGAAAGAUAUCUUGCCUUUUGAAAAGAUGAAGGAGCAAAGAUUAAGAGAGCACUUAGUUCGUUUUGAAAGAUUGCGGCGAGCAAUGGAACUUCGAAGACGAAGAGAGUUUGCAGAAAGAGAGCGUCGAGAGCGAGAACGCAUUAGAAUAAUUCGUGAACGGGAAGAACGGGAACGCUUACAGAGAGAGAGAGAGCGCCUAGAAAUUGAAAGGCAAAAACUAGAGAGAGAGAGAAUGGAACGCGAACGCUUGGAAAGGGAACGCAUUCGUAUUGAACAGGAACGGCGUAAGGAAGCUGAACGCAUUGCUCGGGAGCGGGAGGAGCUGAGACGACAACAGCAACAGCUUCGCUAUGAACAAGAAAAAAGAAAUUCUUUGAAGCGUCCCCGUGAUGUAGAUCAUAGGCGCGAUGAUCCUUACUGGAGCGAGAAUAAAAAGUUAUCUCUAGAUACAGAUGCACGGUUUGCCCAUGGAUCUGACUACUCUCGCCAACAGAACCGAUUUAGUGACUUUGAUCACCGAGAGAGGAACAGGUUUCCUGAGAGCUCAGUGCAGACAUCAUUUGAAAGGCGAGAACGCUUUGUUGGUCAAAAUGAAGGAAAAAAGGCACGUCCUGGACGCAGAGAAGAUGCUGGCUUUGAACGGUAUCCCAAAAGUUUCAGCGAUUCCAGAAGGAAUGAACCUCCACCAAGAAAUGAACUUAGAGAGACAGAUAGGCGAGAAGUGCGAGGGGAUCGGGAUGAGCGAAGGACAGUGAUGAUCCACGACAGGGCAGGCAUCCCACACACUCGGCAUCCCCGGGAUGCUGGCCCCACCCCAUCACGGCCAGCAGCCUGGAAGAGUGAAGGUGCCAUGUCCUCUGACAAACGGGAGGCCAGAGUUGAGCGAUCAGAGCGAUCUGGUAGAGAAGUAUCAGGUCACAGCGUGAGAGGGGUCCCCCCUGGGACUCGAAGCAAUGCUUCAGGCUACGGGGCCAGAGAUGGAGACCGUGGAGUCAUCACAGAUCGAGGGAGUGGGGCACAGCACUAUCCUGAAGAACGCCAUGUGGUUGAGCGCCAUGGUCGGGACACGAGUGGACCAAGGAAAGAAUGGCAUGGGCCACCCUCACAGGGACCUAGCUACCAUGACACUCGGCGGAUGGGUGAUGGCCGGACAGGGGCAGGCAUGAUGACCCAGCAUGGAAGCAAUGCAUCUCCCAUUAAUAGAAUUGUACAAAUUGGUGGCAAUUCCAUGCCUAGAGGAAGUGGCUCCGGAUUUAAGACAUUUAAAGGUGGACCUCCACGACGAUUCUGAGAAGCAGCUCUUUGCCAUGGUUUCAAGUUAAUUUAUUGGAAUCUUCUGUAAACUUUACUUGACGACUUACAAAGAGGACCUCUGGCUUGCUUGAGAAGUCUGUCAGGCUAUUUUUUUUUUGUUGUUCUUUUUUUGUUUUUAAUUUAACAUGAUUGCUUUUCUCAGUUUUGGAGAAGACGUUUAAAUAGUUCUGUUGUAACUUUUAAUAGUUUUAUGUAUCAUUCGACCUUUUUUUCUUGCACUCAGAGACACAUUUGAAAUGAUUGGAAUCAAAACCAUUUUGUUUAAUGCUGUGUGAAUAUGAAGAAUAGUUUUCAGCUGUGUGGUGGUAGUUCAUUUGCAGCAUUAGCUUUGUAAUAUCUGACCCUGGGAUUUUUCUCACCAUGGUUGCCAGUCUCCAUUUUGAAGGCUGCCUCAGCUUACAAGGUUUCCUGUCUUAAUUUCUAGAGAAUAAGAUUGUUCCUUGCGUUUCUGAGUACUAUGUAACCUAUUUUUGCAGAAGGUACUGUUACACAUUAAGUGCACCUGUGUAUCCAGGUUUUAAAAAAAUGUACUUUUUUUUAAAUAAACCUUCAUAUUCUGUAUAGUUGCCGAAGCGUUGGAAACCUUUUUAAUUGUAAACGAAACCGAUGUUCAGUGUAGUAGCAUCACACUUGUUUAAAUCUGCAUGGUAUGAAGUCAAAUAGAUGAAUGAAACCUUGGCCAGGAGGUUUGCGCACGGAGACCCUUAAACUGAGUUGUGCAGGUAAGUGCACUUUUGGGUCAUCUGUACUGUGUGAUGGGAAAAUUCCAACUCUGGGAAUUGUGUGGGUCUUAAUGUUUCCAUGUUCCCAACUAUGUUGAGAAGUGGGAAAAAACCCAGGUUCUAAAUUGGUGAAUCAGUUGGGUUUUGUAAAUACUUGUAUGUGGGAAGGCAUUGUUGUCUCUUUGUGAAAAUAAAAAUCCACACUUGGAA
Molecule: messenger RNA, 4100 nt
Organism: Suncus etruscus (white-toothed pygmy shrew)
Lineage: Eukaryota; Metazoa; Chordata; Mammalia; Eulipotyphla; Soricidae
Gene: SLTM
Product: SAFB like transcription modulator
Exons: 21
Coding region: 47-3145 (1032 amino acids)
Biological process (GO): regulation of mRNA processing; regulation of transcription by RNA polymerase II
Cellular component (GO): nucleus
Molecular function (GO): RNA binding; sequence-specific DNA binding
Source: RefSeq, a predicted model, not a curated record